Messenger RNA from Miscanthus lutarioriparius, 2952 nucleotides. Lineage: Eukaryota; Viridiplantae; Streptophyta; Magnoliopsida; Poales; Poaceae. The record is from the annotation of a GenBank genome assembly.
AUGGCAUCCGCCGGUGGCGCUGGCGCCGACCACUCCCCGCCGCCGCGUAGCCUGGUCUUCGCCUUCUACCUCACGGGCCACGGCUUCGGCCACGCCACCCGCGCCAUCGAGGUGGUGCGGCACCUGAUCGCGGCCGGGCACGAGGUGCACGUGGCGACGGCCGUGCCGGAGUUCGUCUUCACCGCCGAGGUGCGGUCGCCGCGCCUCCGCAUCCGCAGGGCCAUCCUCGACUGCGGCGCCGUCCAGGCCGAUGCCCUCACCGUCGACCCCCUCGCCACACUGGAGAAGUACCGUGAGGCGGCAGUGGUGGCCCGCGAGUCCAUCCUCAUGGCCGAGGCGGAGUGGCUGAGCUCCAUCAAGGCAGAACUAGUGGUCUCGGAUGUUGUUCCUAUUGUGUGCAGGGUGGCUUCAGAUCUGGGCAUCCGCUCUGUAUGCAUUGGGAAUUUUAGUUGGGACUUCAUAUAUGCUGAAUACAUCAUGGAGGCUGGAUAUCAUCACCGAUCUAUUGUUUGGCAGAUAGCAGAGGAUUACUCCUAUUGUGAUAUAUUACCGACUACCUGGAUAUAUGGCCCAAUGCCGGCCUUUCGCAAUGUCAUUGAUGUGCCUCUUGUGGUCAGAGGAUUGCGAAAAUCUAGAUCUGAGGUGAGAAAGGAACUUGGAAUUGAGGAGAAUGCUAAGGUGCUCGUUUUUAAUUUUGGGGGACAGCCAGCAGGAUGGAAACUGAAGCAAGAAUGGCUCCCUGAUGGUUGGAUCUGUUUGGAAAAAUUGGAUAUGGAACUGCAAGUGAGGGUUUUGGCCUGCAAGCUGCCAUUAGUGUUCGUUCACAGAGAUUACUUUAACGAAGAGCCAUUUUGCGAAAUUUGCUUGAGGUUGAAACAUUUCUUAUCAUUGAAUUAUGCUAGAACUCAUGUCUAUAUAGAUGUGUUAAAAUGCCUUCAUGCUUUGUCCCAUCACAUUCUAUUUCAGUACUACCAAAGCAGCAUUGAGAUGAUCAGAAGUGAUUUCCUUGCUGGACACUGGAAACCAUACCUACUUCGUGCUCUCACACUUCAACCAUGCUACAAUGGCCCAAUAAAUGGUGGUGAGGUGGUUGCCCAGAUCCUCCAGGACACUGCUGUUGGAAAGAAAUGUAUUUCUGAUAAAUCUAGUGGUGCAAGAAGAUUGCAAGAUGCCAUGGUCUCAGGAUAUGUGGUUCAAAGGGCUCCAGGGAGAGAUGCAGGCAUUCCUGACUGGUACUCUCUGUCUGAAACUGAAACUGGUGCUGGUCCGACCUCAAAAAAUGCUGCUACAAAGGAAAGUGCAGCAUCAUCCAGAUGUAUUGAAGACUUUGAGAUACUCCAUGGGGACCUUCAAGGAUUAACAGAUACAAUAGACUUUUUGAAGAGCUUAUCUGAACUUAGUGGAAAUGAUUUGAUGAGCCCCAAGAAGCAACGCCUAGAGAGAACUGCUGCAUCUGUUCUUUUUGACUGGGAGACGGAAAUAUAUGUAGCAAGGGCACCUGGACGUUUGGACGUCAUGGGUGGCAUUGCUGAUUAUUCAGGAAGUCUCGUUUUGCAGAUGCCCCUUCGGGAAGCCUGCCAUGUUGCUGUUCAGAGAAACCAUCCCAGCAAGCAGAAGCUUUGGGAACAUACAAAAGCAAGACGGCUUGAGAACGCAGGCUUGGUGCCUGUGGUACAAAUUGUAUCAUUUGGCUCUGAUUUGAGUAACCGUGCACCAACUUUCAAUAUGGACCUGUCAGAUUUUAUGGAUGGUGGAAAACCAAUAUCCUAUGAGAAAGCCAGAGAGCUUUUCUGUCAGGAUCCAUCCCAAAAAUGGGCUGCCUAUGUUGCUGGAACAAUUCUAGUUUUGAUGACUGAACUUGGUGCCCAGUUCACUGACAGCAUUAGCAUUCUGGUUUCAUCUGCCGUGCCAGAAGGAAAAGGUGUUUCAUCUUCUGCAUCAGUGGAGGUUGCUACAAUGUCUGCUAUUGCCGCAGCCUAUGGUUUAAACAUCAUACCAAGGGAUCUUGCUUUGCUUUGUCAGAAGGUUGAGAAUCAUGUAGUUGGAGCUCCUUGUGGGGUAAUGGAUCAAAUGGCAUCUGCAUGUGGAGAAGCUAAUAAACUCCUCGCAAUGGUUUGCCAGCCUGCAGAAGUGAAGGAAUUGGUUAGCAUACCAACUCAUAUACGGUUCUGGGGUCUAGAUUCAGGGAUACGGCAUAGUGUUGGCGGGGGAGAUUAUGGAUCUGUAAGGGUAGGCACUUACAUGGGACGAAAGAUGAUCAAGUGUGCAGCAUCAGAUUUAGUUUCAGAGUCCUUGACUUCAGGCCCCCCUGUUCAGUCCGAUGGUUAUAAAGAAAAUGGUAUGGGUGUACUGAAAUCUGAAGCUGCACUGGAGUAUUUGUGCAACCUACCACCUCACAGAUAUGAAGCUGUUUAUGCAAAAGACAUUCCAGAGGUGAUUAGUGGAGAAGCAUUUUCAGAGAAAUAUGGAGAUCACAACGACACAGUGACAGUUAUUGAUCCUAAAAGAUCUUACAGUGUGAAGGCUCCUACUAGACAUCCCAUAUAUGAAAACUUCCGUGUUGAGGCCUUCAAAACAUUAUUAGAGGCAGGUAAUACAGAUGAGCAACUGUCAGCCCUUGGAGAACUUAUGUACCAGUGCCACAACAGCUACAGCGCGUGUGGCCUUGGUUCUGACGGGACUGACAGACUAGUCAAUCUAGUACGAGAAAUGCAACACAGGAAGACAUCCGAGGGCGGAAGCCCUAGUCUAUUUGGCGCAAAGAUCACUGGCGGAGGCUCCGGUGGCACAGUAUGUGUUAUCGGGAAGAACUGCGCCAGGAGUUGUGAAGAGAUUGCAGAGAUUCAGCGCAGAUACAAGGCUGAGACCGGGUAUCUGCCCAUUCUUUUCGACGGGUCGUCUCCAGGAGCUGGGAAGUUUGGUUACCUGAAGAUCCGACGUCGUUGUCCCUAA